Molecule: messenger RNA, 1328 nt
Organism: Colletotrichum godetiae
Lineage: Eukaryota; Fungi; Ascomycota; Sordariomycetes; Glomerellales; Glomerellaceae
Exons: 3
Coding region: 220-1044 (274 amino acids)
Molecular function (GO): protein binding
Source: RefSeq, a predicted model, not a curated record
GCUGGGCAAUUAUCAUGUUUCUCGAGGCUGUGCUUGCUCCCAAAAAGCUCUACCCCGCCCAGGACAUAUCACAAUUCUGCCUCAGCUCACCGCCCGGUAAAUGCAUCCCAAUCGCAUGGGUGACAGUUUAUUAGUAGUGUCGGCCUACCUUAAUCUGACGAUUACCAUGGCCAAACCUGUGCAACGGCUGUGCGUUAUCCGAGAGUCCUUACGGCCAACAUGCGGCGUAAGGAUCGCAGUCUGUACGCAGAGCCCUCCCGAUCCGAAAGAAUCAGUGUCUACCGCGAUUCCGAUUGCAAAGCUAUCUUCUCUGGACACGACCGCGGCCGACUGCGCCAGCGGAAGGCUAUUGCGUCCGUCGUCCGCGAACGCGGUCUUUGGGUCCCCGGCUUUUCUACCGAACGCUUAAUUACCAUAUUACGGUCACUUCAGAAGGAUAGGAUAUUCGAGCAUUCCUCCUAUGCUUGCAGAGCUUUCCCGGAGCUCUUCCUAGACGAAGAGCCCACAUCACCGGCGGCCGCCUCUGCUCCACCCUCCGCGACCGUUCUGGCCCAAACCGCGAUGGCUUCCAUCGGCCGACCCCAGAAAGACCUCGUCGAAUCUCUCGAGAGGCUCUACACAACCGGGAUCUACUCAGAUCUGACGAUAUCCUCUAUUGCCAAAACCUACUCCGUCCACCGCGCUAUUGUCUGUCCACGGUCUGACUUCCUGGCUGCCGCAUGCCGUAGUCCUUGCAAAGAAUCUUCCGAUGGCUCGAUCCACCUUCCAGACGACGAACCAUGCGUCGUCGAUAUGAUGAUGCAAUAUUUUUACCUCCUGGACUACGGACAAUCGCUUUACACAGACAACCUUUUACAAACGCCAGAGCAAGAGCCAAGCGAGUCUGAAAGCAUAACUUGUCUCCUUCUACACGCCAAGGUGUAUACAAUCGCAGAAAAAUAUGCCGUUGAUGGUCUCAAAGACCUCGCCGUAGCCAAAUUCAAGGCGGCUGCUGCACAGGCUUGGGAGCCGAACGAUUUUUUACAUGCGGCUACCGAGGCCUAAACCUCCACCAUCGAUACUGAUCGGGGUUUCCGGGACGCUGUCCUCGAGGCAUUCGCGGUGCAUGAGGACCUGUUAGAUGAUGAUGAAGCCAAGACAACCAUUAAGAGCCUAGGCUCACUUCCCUAUGAUCUUCUUCUGUACUUACAUCGGGAAGGGAAAUUCCAUUAUUAGUACAGCAUACUACCAGCUCGACCUUGCCUUCAAAUGAUUGCUUUCUAAACAUAGCAGCCGGGGGCUUGUACAAUAACUGCACCAAUUAGGGAUAAGAAUAAUACUAUGAAUUC